This is a messenger RNA of Lethenteron reissneri (Far Eastern brook lamprey), 1902 nucleotides long. RefSeq names its product sodium/potassium-transporting ATPase subunit beta-1-like. Gene Ontology annotation, cellular component: sodium:potassium-exchanging ATPase complex. Gene Ontology annotation, biological process: sodium ion export across plasma membrane; potassium ion import across plasma membrane; intracellular potassium ion homeostasis. Lineage: Eukaryota; Metazoa; Chordata; Hyperoartia; Petromyzontiformes; Petromyzontidae. The record is from RefSeq and is a predicted model, not a curated record. Gene Ontology annotation, molecular function: ATPase activator activity.
GGCGCCUCACUCGGUCUCAGUGUCACCUGGGACGACGGGCAGACGCGGGACACGUGGAGCGGGAGAAGGGGACACACGCGUGGAGGGGAGACGACGCAGAGACAGCAGCGACAGGGGGCGACACAGGAGGGGCGCAGAGGGACAACAGGGAGAGACGCAGGGAGCGACUGAGGGACAACAGGGAGAGACGCAGGGAGCGACUGAGGGACAACAGGGAGAGACGCAGGGAGAGACUGAGGGACAACAGGGAGAGACGCAGGGAGAGACUGAGGGACAACAGGGAGAGACGCAGGAGAGACGCAGAAGGACUCAAGGAGAGGCACCGAGCGGAGUGGCCAUGGCUGACAAGGCAGCGGCAGGAGCGGCGGCGGCGGAGAGCGGGGGCUGGAAGGAGUUCAUCUGGAACAAGCAGAAGAAGGAGUUCAUGGGGAGGACGGGCAACAGUUGGCUGAAGAUCGGAGGCUUCUAUUUGGUGUUCUACGGCUGCCUGGCCGCUCUCUUCGUGGCCACCAUCCAAGUGAUGCUGCUCACCCUGGACGAUUUCAAGCCCAAGUGGCAGGACCGCGUGAGCCCCCCCGGGCUGUCGAUGCGACCCAGAGCCCAAAAGAUGGAGAUCGCCUUCUCUGCGGACAGCAGCGACUCGUUCACAGCCCACGUGGACAGCCUGAACCACCUGCUCGACUCGUACGCGGACGAGAAGCAGCAGAAGCUCAAGGACUGCGGCGACUUCCCGCUGGGCCCGCGUGACCAGGGCCCCGUGGGAACGGGCCGUGGGCCCCGCUCGUCGUGCCGCUUCCGGCGCGAGUGGCUGGGGCCGUGCUCCGGCCUGGAGGAUCUCAGCUUCGGCUUCGCCAGCGGGGAGCCCUGCAUCAUCAUCAAGAUGAACCGCGUCAUCGGAUUCGUGCCCGAGGUGGCCCCCAACGCGAGUCUCCCCAAUGAAGUUCUGCGUCACUACAACCCCAACAUCAUCCCCGUGACCUGCGCAGUAAAGAGAGAGGAGGACCGCGACAUGGUGGGCGGCUUCUCCUACCACGGCAUGGGCGGCCACGCGGGCUUCCCGCUGCAGUACUUCCCCUACUACGGCCUGCGCCUGCAGGAGGACUACACGGCGCCGCUGCUCGCCGUGCGGGUGCUGAACGCGACGCGCGGCGCCGAGCUGCGCCUCGAGUGCCGCGUGCACGCCGCCAACGUGGGCACCAGCGAGCGCGACCGCUUCCUGGGGCGCGUCGAGUUCAAGCUCACCGUGAGGCCCGACGGCGAGACCGCCGGAGACUAGGCGGCAGCGAGAGACGAGGGGGUCGCCACGGAGACCGCCGGCGACUUGGGUAUCCCGCCGUCACCGUCGCCACGGAGACCACCGGCGGCUAGGUACCCACCGUCACCACCGUCACUGUCACCGUCGCCAUGGAGACCGCCGGCGGCUAGGUACCCACCGUCACCACCGUCACUGUCACCGUCGCCACGGAGACUGCCGGCGGCUAAGUACCCACCGUCACCACCGUCACUGUCACCGUCGCCAUGGAGACCACCGUGACCAUGGACACAACGGGCGACGAUGGAUUCACCGUCACCAGUUGCCAUGGAGACCAGUGGUGACGACAAAACCGCCUUCAUCACCACCGUCACCGUGGAGACCACAAGCAAUAUACCCCCCACCCGUUGCCAUGGCUACCCCGAACCCCUCUCAACACAGAGCCCCUAGGGAGCCGCUGAGACCCUGCCACCUCCAACGGUGGUGGUGGUGGUGCGGUGGUGGUGGUGCGGUGGUGGUGGUGCGGUGGUGGUGGUGCGGUGGUGGUGGUGCGGUGGUGGUGGUGCGGUGGUGGUGGUUGUACCGUAACGUUACAGCAACAGCUGCAGCAACAGCAGCAGCAGCUAUGAUAAUAAAAAUGAUGACUAUGA